Messenger RNA from Penicillium taxi, 348 nucleotides. RefSeq names its product cytochrome c oxidase subunit 6B family protein. Bases 1 to 348 code for a protein of 115 amino acids. NCBI's taxonomy places the organism in Eukaryota, Fungi, Ascomycota, Eurotiomycetes, Eurotiales, Aspergillaceae. The transcript has 2 exons. Gene Ontology annotation, biological process: mitochondrial respiratory chain complex IV assembly. The record is from RefSeq and is a predicted model, not a curated record. Gene Ontology annotation, cellular component: respiratory chain complex IV; mitochondrion; mitochondrial intermembrane space.
AUGGGUUGGUUACCCUGGUCUUCCGACGACAGCAAGAAAGCCUCUGAUGGCGGCCGCAUUGCCCCGGACCGAACAAGUCGCGCGCGUUGCUGGGAAGGACGAGAUCACUUCUUCGCCUGCUUGGACCGGAACGAUAUUCUGGACGGAAUCAAAGAUGACAAAAUUGUUCGGAAGAAAUGCGCGAAGGAGGUCGAAGAGUUCGAGGCAGCUUGCUCAUCAACUUGGGUGAAAUACUUCAAGGAAAAGCGUGUGAUGGAACACAACCGGGACAUGACAAUUGAGCGGAUCAAGAAGGAAGAUGCCGCUACGAUUGAGAAACAGAAGACUGAGGGCUGGAGGCCGACUUAG